Capronia epimyces CBS 606.96 is the source of this 4020-nucleotide messenger RNA. RefSeq lists its product as uncharacterized. The transcript is spliced from 2 exons. Gene Ontology annotation, cellular component: nuclear RNA-directed RNA polymerase complex. Bases 1 to 4020 code for a protein of 1339 amino acids. Lineage: Eukaryota; Fungi; Ascomycota; Eurotiomycetes; Chaetothyriales; Herpotrichiellaceae. Gene Ontology annotation, molecular function: RNA-directed RNA polymerase activity. Gene Ontology annotation, biological process: siRNA processing. The record is from RefSeq and is a predicted model, not a curated record.
AUGCACACGCCACAGCAUGUCGGGUGGAAGGUCGACAAGGCUAUCAACGACCUCAAUGCUCAAUGGGACCUGGGUCUUCCCAGACUCCAUGGGCGGGAGGCCGACACAGCUGAAGCAAAGGGUCCCCUUGCGACCAAAUGUUCCAGCAUAAUUCGUUUCCUGUGUUUUCGCACUGACAAAAUCGAUCACAUCCUCGCCGGCUUUGAAGAACAUGCGCGGAAGAAAUACUCGCGAUGGAGGUGGAAACCUUCGCAAGAGCGAGGCACACUGCCGACGCUACCUGUCACCAAGAGCCUACUUGCAAGCGACGUUCAAACGAAACGGGAGGCUGGCUUGAUCAGACUCUCGGAUCCACAGCGGCAGGAACUUCUUCAAUUGCUGUAUGAUGUCUUGGACGAGCCUUUCCAGCUUGCUAAAAUGUCCGAGUCUUUCUCAUACGAACGGCCACCUAGCUUUCUGACUGCACCCUCCACACCACGUAAAGAGAGCUCGACUCGAGAGGUCGCCACACCCUCACGCCAAAUCCUCCAAAGCAUGGAUAGUCUGACCUCGCAUGCCGAUGAGCCUCAGGUGAAGGAUCCGACGAGGAAAUCCAGCAAACGCUCGUUAGGUUCCCCAGAAGGAAAGAACAAACGCCAGAUGACACUGUCCGAAUUCCCGUUCCAGCGCAACCGCGACGCAUCUCCACUCUGGCUACGCCCGUUACUACAGCCAGACCCCAUAAGUUUCGAAACCGUACCUUCGGCAAGAGUGUCGUCGGUGUUCACUACUACAGACGAAGGCCACGACCCCUGCACCUCUAACGAAACUUCGAUGAUGAGCUCCGUGUCAGAUUGCUCUCAAAAUCUUUUUCCGACCCAGGACUACCAUGACCUCAUGGAUGAUGAAGAAUUCAACACCUCCUUCAACGAAGCCUGUGAGGUGCCGAAACCUGUCGAUCCUCUUGACCUCGCUCAAUACACCCCCUUUAAAAGAAGUGCCUUGCUUCCGUCUGACGUGCCGUUCUGGUAUUGCUGGGAGAUUCACCGCGUUGCUUCUGUAGUGGGGCUUGUACCUAUUGACGUAUACAAAGCUGUCCGAAAGAGUGUCAGGCAGACCAACCCCCCUUACGAAGAAGUAUGGAAAGCUUUAAGACAACUGUGUCAUGAGAAAGCUGGGAAGACGGUUCCCAAGUCAGAGCUAGCCAAUUGGACUACUGCUGAAAACCAAUACGAGAAUCCGCAGCACCAGCUCCAGAAAGGCGUCUACCUGACCGGAAACUUAGAUUGGAAUGAUGACGGAUCUCAGGGACUGUUCAGUUUUCGCCUCAACGAGAUUCACCAGGAACAAUCAUGCCGCUUACACCGAAAGUUUGGCGCCGACAGAUUUCUAGUCAUCUCCGCCCCCGAUUUCUCAAGAUUUCCAAAGCAAAUUCGCCAGGCCGAUGAGGAGAUGGUACACGAGGGACUUACGGAAUUCCUGGCAACGGGUUCCCAUUUUAUUGCGGGUAGAUACUGGAGAGUUUUUUGGAUCGAACCAGAAAAGAAUAAAAAGAAAAAGAAGGGCAGAGAACAACUUCCCCGGCUAAAAAUCCACCUGUUCGCGGAACAGGGUUAUGACAUUGUCUCGCGGAAUUCAGAGCAUCUCAAUAUUGCCAACUUGAAGGAUGAUGGUCGUCACCGGGAGCUCACGAUUGAGGACCUAACAGAGUGGCACAUGCCGAUUCGAGCCAACAUCAGAUCGACCAACCUGAAGCUGUUCUCAAGGUGGGCUAUUGUGCUCUCAAAGACCGUUCCUACUACUGUACUGAAACAGAAGGAGUUCCUGUACCUACAUGACCCUCCCGGGGCGGUGGUCAUGAAUGAUGGAUGCGCUAGAAUGUCUUAUGCCCUCGCAAAAGAUAUCUGGGCCAAAUAUGGCGGCGCGGGCGAUGUACCAAGCGCUGUACAGGGGCGCAUCGGCGGUGCAAAAGGUCUUUGGCUGGUAGACUACAGCGAUGCCUUUCGUGGCGUGAGCGACAGACAGUACUGGAUCCAAGUUUCUGACUCUCAGCUAAAGGUCAAACCGCACCCUCGAGAUCGAUCGGAUGCUGAUGAAAGUCAACGGACCUUUGAGGUGUUGAAAUUUGCUGGAGACUCCAAGCCAGCACACCUGAACAUGCAGCUUAUUACUAUCCUGGAGGAUCGCGGAGUGUCUCGACAUACUCUUCAAGCACAGUUGGAAGCAGAUACGAGGUCCUACUUCGAGUCUCUGAAGGCUGCAAUGGCCGACCCAAAGGCACUCCGGCUAUGGAUGCAGGAGUAUGGUCUAGCUUCUCGCCCGGAAGUGAGAAAAGUGGUGGGCUCGUUCCCAAUUGACCAUAGGGAACAGAUGAAGCGUCUGUUGGAGGCUGGAUUUCACCCGCAAGAAUGCGUGCGGCUCAAAGAGCUCGCUGCAGGCUUCCUGCGCGAUUACAUGACGAACUAUGUUGAAAAGCUCUGGAUCAAUGUGCCAUGCUCGACCGUCGUCUUCUGUGCGCCAGAUCCCUUGGGUGUGCUAGAAGAGGAUGAAGUAUGUCUGAACUUCUCAUCACCCGUGACAGAUCCCCGUCGAGAUUAUCCUGAAACAACUUUGGAUGGUCUCGAAGUUCUGGUGGCUCGAAACCCUGCAUACCUCGCCUCUGACAUGCAAUUGCGCAAGGCGGUUUACCACCACGAACUUCGCCAUUAUAAAAAUAUCAUCUUAUUCCCAGUCAAGGGCAAGCAACCCCUGGCGUCACUUUUGUCAGGUGGUGACUACGACGGAGACACGGUGACGGUGAUUUGGGAUCCUGCGAUCGUCAAAGACUUUCAGAAUACCAUGCCCCCGGAUCUGCCCAAGGAAGAGCAGUGCGGCAUGGUGCAGGAGUCACAGCCCUUGUCAUCUAUUUUUGAUGGCAUUCGACGUCCGGAAGAAGCCAUGCGGGAGUCUUUGCGCGGCUGCAUUUCCUUCAAUGCCCGUCCGAGCCUGAUGGGAGUGUGUUCAUCUGAGCAUGAGAAGCUCAUCUAUUCUCUCAGUCUCAAGCGCGUGGGGGGCAAAUUGUCCAAUCCUGGUGCCCUCAAACUCGCCGCGCUUGCAGGAUAUCUGGUGGACUCGAACAAACAAGGCUGGAGUCUCAAGCGGCAAGCAUUCUACUUGCUACGGCGGGAUGCCAGCGGCCUUCAUCGGCUUCCCGAUCCAGCAUUCAAGGGCGACAAAGCACCAUCCAGAGCAUCUGGCACGUAUCUCAACAUCAUCGAUUUUCUGAAGUUUGAAGUUGCUGAGGGCUGUAAGACGCUGGCACUCCGAGAGUUCAAGGAGCUGUGUCCUGCCACUCGGCCUUACGAUGGGGUUUUGAGUGAGACUUGGAGAAAGGCAGAGACCAAAGCGGACCAAGAGAAGACCCCUCCAGCGGUGUUACCGGUCAAGAGCGGCAGAAUCUCGAGGAACAUGCUUACAGGACCACAAGCGCCCGUAGGUGGUUUGAAAGAAAUCCUGCUCGGUCCCGACGGCCUCUUGAAGCAGAUCGAUGAACUCCGAAAGAUGGCGGCUAAAUUGGCUGCCAUCCGUAAAUCUAUUUCGUCGACGCCGGCAAAUCCUAGCGAUCGCAAGAAGUUUCACGUCGAAGUGCAGGCCCUCUUCGAGCGGUACCAACAAAUCGAACCCAAGCAGGUUGACCACGAACUGCGACGUCGGUUUGAGAAUGAGCGGGAUCAUCCAUUCCCAUACUGGUCUUUGCUCCGGGCAUCAUGUCUUCACCGUCGGGCGUGUGGAAAUGGUGGGUUCCCUGUCUGGGUCUGGUAUGUUGCAGGAAGAGAACUGUGCAUUCUGAAGACGUUGCAUCACCCAGGCGAAGUCCGGCUGGUGACGGCAGAGAUGCACAACAUCCUGAAGGUUGACUCCAAGUUCACCAAAGGUCUCUUGGAAGGAAGUGUUAGCGAAACAGGCGAGGUCUUUUACGAUGCAGUUGACGAGCCAAAUGUGGGCGACGACGACGAUGAUGACGAUGAUGAUGAUGUCGAUGAUUACGCCUUCGAGGCAUGA